Mercenaria mercenaria is the source of this 1689-nucleotide messenger RNA. RefSeq lists its product as uncharacterized. The coding region runs from base 227 to 778 and encodes 183 amino acids. The transcript has 4 exons. The record is from RefSeq and is a predicted model, not a curated record. Lineage: Eukaryota; Metazoa; Mollusca; Bivalvia; Venerida; Veneridae.
AUUGUUCUAAAGCUUAACCAACAUUAGUAGAAAGAGUUUAAAAAAAAAGAUUUGAAAAGAAAGUGUUUAAAAUGUGAUUGCGGAAGUGAAAAGAAACUUUACUUAAGAGCUGAUUAUCAUUAACUGUGUUUCCGGAAGUGGAGAGUAACUAAACAAAGGAUUUUAUUUUUUGAAAACUGGAAUAAAUAUUUGCUUAAAUUUUAGAACUUCCGAACUCUUCCGCAGGAUGUCUAAUGUGACAGGUAGCAAUCAAGCUUCACCUGAAACCGGUGAUAAAAACUCAUCAGAGCAGGGAUUUGAUAAAAACUUUCCAAUAUACGUUGGUAUUGCUAUAGGAGCGGGUAUUUUUGUGUGUCUCGUCAUCAUUGUCGUAAUACUGCUAUAUAAAAAGGGAACAUUUAGGAAGUUACGUCGUAGAGAGAGCGGAUCAAGCACACGGCGGCUCUACUUCCGGGGGUUCAGUACGGUAUCACAGAGAGGGGCCAUAGACAGCACUGCCGAGUUCGAAAUUGUGAACACCAUGAGUGUUAGUAGUGAAGAUGGUGGUGAUAAGAACAGGAAAAACUCGAAAUCGGAAAUGGUUCCGAAGAAACCCGAACGUAAACGGACUAGAACUUCGUCUAACAACGUAAAAUACGAAAAUGUGACAUUGGAUACAAAUGCUGGCUUUGUAGUGAGAAAAAGCGUGAGCAUGAGUUCCGGAAUACCAUACAUUGACAAUACUUUAGAAAGUAGAAUAUCCGAGAAAGACGAAGAUCUAGAUGAUGUUUUUCACUGAUAGGUUACAACAAAAUCAAAUAAACUGAAACGUCAUUGGCCUCAGUAAAACGAAACAAAAUAACGCAAAAUGAUAUUAAAUCCUAAGUUGCAUCUAAAAACGCUGUGUAUAUUUCAUCUUCUUGUCUAAAGAAUGGACAAAGUCUCCAGAAAAAUGUGUAUGUCUGUUUUAUACGCUAAAUAGAAGUUUACUCGAUUUAAAAGAUAGUGGACAAAUUUAAUAUUGGAAGUGAAUAGCAAAAUUUUGUAGCAGUGGUCUAUCGGAAGUUGGCAAUUCAAUCCGGUUGACUAAGGACUCGGACUUGAAUUCUGAUCAGAGCCAGUACCUUGAAUGUUGUAAAACGGAUGUGGAACAUGAUUUCAUGGAAUUAAUGUGAACAUGUUCAGUACUCUUAAAGUCAUUUAGCGCUUUCCGUAAUUCACAUAAGACAUUUUCUACACGAAGGAAUGUAAAACUGAGAAAUGAAAUGAUAUUCCUCAUUCCAAGAUCAUUACAAUUAGUUUGAAGACCAGCUCCAGAAUGUAAAACUGUCAUUUGUAGGUUUUAAAACUGUGCUCAGAAAUAACCAGUCAAAUUAGCAGUUUUUACACUGUUCUUAUAAGCCUGUACAAAGUUUUAAACAAUUUUAAACUAAGACCUAGGGCGCAACUCUGACGUGAAGCAAUUGCUCUGUUUCUUUUUUAAAUUUUUCUUUCAGAAAAUAGAUCGUGUAUUUACAAACACGUAGCACAUUUGACGAAGAUCCCUGUGUAUUGAAAGCGGAAUUAUGUUGAUCUGCUAUCAUAGCUACAGUUCAUCACUAGACAUAACAAAUAGUUCACAUACAGGCCAACUAUGCCUUAAAAUUCAUUGUCCUCGUAAAGAAACGGUAACAUUUGGUGGUAAUAAAAGAAAUAUCAUUUAUUGCUAAA